UAGCGUGGGGGAAGGCUGCGCGUACGCACCUUUAGAUUAUCCGAAGUACGUAGUGUUGUGUCGUGAUUGUGUUUGUGAUUAGUGUACUGUGGAUUCAAGGAUUUUUCUCACCCUAAGACAUUUAGAACGCUGUCGAAGCAAGCCUCAUUUAAAUGCACUAAACGGUCGUGGAUGUUCAAUAUAAUACAAAAAUUAUUACUUCAUAGUAUCAUCAAUACUAAUUGUACUUACGCGUAAUCCAGGAUGUUUCUUUAAGAUCGUCUUAAAGUGGAAAGAUUUCAAGUGGAAAUAUGGAGCCUUCCUCAUCAGACUACAGCGAUGAAGAGGUGGGGGUGCUAGCUCGUGGUCAGAAAUUAUGGGUGAGAGGGGUGCGGUCUCACACCACGUGUGCUGAUAUCGUCAGGGCCUUACAAGAUACUCCAGAAGCCAGCUGCUUAAGCGAACCAGGCGAGUGGGUUCUAGCUGAGCGAUGGAGGGGAGUAGAACGACCUUUACCACCAGAUGUGCCGGUGCUGCAUGUAUUGGCUGCGUGGGGAGAUGCUAGACAUGAAGUUCGUCUAUCACUUCGAAGAUUAUCCAGCGGUGGAGAAGAUGAUUCUGGGCGAGACAGUGAUGCUGGAAGUCGCAGUAGGACGAGAAGACGACGGAAAGGUCAUAGAGCAGCAACACCUCCACCGAGAGCUAAGAGUGAAGAGCCAGCAGCGAGACUCGUGUCUGUGAUACAGCAUCAGAGUAGGACGAUACACCAGCAACUUGAUAAGCUUAGGGAGCAGGAAAAACUUAUCGAUCAAUUAGAAGACCAAACACACAAAAGUAGAAUGGAAAAGCAUGGAACAAAUUAUCUGUUGGAAUCAUAUCUGAGAGAUCUCGGGAGAUGCAGUGAGGUAAAUGAUAGCCAAGCAGCCAAUAGUGACAGCGGUGUAGGAGUCGGCAGUGGCACGCCACCUAGAAGACACACAAAACACAAAUCCAGAAGAGAACGACACCUAAUGAGAGAGCACUACUUUACUAAAGAACUUACAGAUAUCUGCCAAGUAAACUCCGAAAGAUUGAUCCAAACGCACACCGACACAGAUUCAGAAGCAUCAGCCGACGAACUAACAAAAAUAAGAGAAGAAAUUGAACUUCUUGAAAAGCUCGCGAUUAUAAACAAAAGACUACACCGCGAAGAGGAACUAGUUGUUCGAUUAACAGCGAAGGUCAAACGAUAUACAGACGAAAACAAGGCAAAUAGCUGUGAAAACGUAUCACAAGUGACAAUGCUGAUUGACAAAAUAGAGGAAGAUCUUGCAAAAACAGCCCAAGAAAUGCAAGAUAACAAUAAAGAGCUGGAAAGAACAGAAAGUGAAUUGGAAUAUAGAACGAAAUUGUUAGAUGAAUUAACCUUACAAUUGGAGGAAGAAGAGUUACAAAAUACUAUUUUGGAAAGACAAUUGAAUGAGGCAUCAAGUCGACAGCCGAUAGCGUUACAAGAAAGUUACAUACCUGUUUUAGAUCAAAACCAGCCCGUCUUUACGUACACAGGAAACGGAUAUGUAUUAGAUACUCUUGUAUGACACAACCUGUACACAUAAAUGUAAAUAAUACGUAUUAGCCUUGAAUCUCCUAAUUUGUCUUCGAUAGUGUUGGUAGCUGAUAACUGGUAGGACAGUGCUUUCUUUCAACCUUUUUGGUUUUCUAUAUUGUCUUUAUGAUAAGUAAAAUUAUAUUUACAUUGCCACAAUCGAUGAUAUGUAUACAAUUACACUUUUACUUUAAAAAUAAAAAAGUAACAGAUAGGAUUGAAACUUGCAGUAAUAUCGACACUGCGAAUUAUCAAAAUAAAGUGUGUAUUUAACUAGACGGUCAAUCGACUUUUAAACUAGCCGAGUUUUUAAUAGAUAUUUCUUCAGUCAUAACAAGCCAGCUCUAUCGAAGGAAAAUACGAGAAAUAGGCUCAUUUUUUAAACGAAAAUAAAAAAUAAAUAUAAAUAUUCCAUUCUUAAUUAGUUCAUGUGCAUAUGUAUAGUAUUUUGUUUUUAUUCCAAAGAUAUAUUUGAAAUUACCAUAAGUUAGCUUCCGCGUGAUCGAAGUCCAAAAUUCUCAAGAAUUAGUUUUAUAUAAACGGUGCUAAGAUUAAUUGUAUAUAGUUAAGUUUUGUAUAUUUAUAUAUUGUCCCAUACCAAAAAAUGUACAACAGGACCACCAAUAUCGAUUGUAAUAAGUUAGACCUAGUCAAAUUGGUAAUAUGACAAUAAGUAAUAAUCUACAAGUUUGUAUUCAUACAUAUAAAUAAAGCUGACACAGGAAUUAAAAAUAACCUUUUUUUGAGGGCCGCAUAAAAAUGCCUUUUUAAUAUAUAUAAGUGCAUUUUGGCUCUGAUGUAUCAUAUAUUUUAGCAUGGCAACCCAGCUGGGAUCCUAAUGACUUGACAGCGCGCCAUGGAGAUGUGUUGCAGUACAAUUUAUCAAUCAAUUAUUCACUGUUACAAAUUGAAAUUAUUAAGAUAUGAUAAAGACCUGUCAGUAGCAUCAUACCACUGCCCUUCCGUGGGUUCUAUGUUCAUGAACCAGUCGUAAUCUCUACGAGGCGUAGUCGAUGUACUGGUUUUCAUAUUGAACCCUUAAUUAUUGAUGCUUUAUACUGAACUCCUGUUACCUUUAUAAUUUGUAAAUAUGUUAAUUUUAAUUAUGAGAGAUUAAAUAAAUCAAAUCACA
Pieris rapae (cabbage white) is the source of this 2696-nucleotide messenger RNA. RefSeq names its product ras association domain-containing protein 10. The record is from RefSeq and is a predicted model, not a curated record. The transcript is spliced from 8 exons. NCBI's taxonomy places the organism in Eukaryota, Metazoa, Arthropoda, Insecta, Lepidoptera, Pieridae. Bases 291 to 1556 code for a protein of 421 amino acids.